Molecule: messenger RNA, 4821 nt
Organism: Phycodurus eques (leafy seadragon)
Lineage: Eukaryota; Metazoa; Chordata; Actinopteri; Syngnathiformes; Syngnathidae
Product: laminin subunit alpha-3-like
Exons: 33
Coding region: 1-4425 (1474 amino acids)
Biological process (GO): cell adhesion
Source: RefSeq, a predicted model, not a curated record
AUGCCGAGGAAUAUCGUAACCUGGCUUUGGUUGUUGGUCUUCUCAUUGGCAUGGGUUUGUCCCUCUGCUGUGCACCAGGGCGGCAAAAGGUUCUCUGAUCCAUCUCUGAGCGACCAGACAGGAAACCUCGCCGUGCAGAACUGUCGUUUCCACACGGCGGGCGACCACUGCGAGCGAUGCCAGGAAGGUUACCAUGGCAACGCCGCCCAAAAAACCUGCCGCGCUUGCCCGUGUCCUUUCACGUGGAACAAUUGGGCUUUGGCCUGCCUAAACGUCAGCUCUGGGGUGGUUGAAUGUUUGUGCAAACGCGGCUAUGCCGGAUCCAGAUGUGAGAGGUGUGCAUUUGGUUACUAUGGCGACCCAGCGGCGCGCGGCGGCAGCUGCAAGCUGUGCGAGUGCGACACAGAUGAUGAUGGGAACAUUUGUCAUCCCUUGAGUGAAGAGUGCAUCUCACCUAGCAACAGCACUUCUGAGGGUCACGAUCACGCCUUGAAGUGCUGCGCUGAGGUUUUGCUUCUCCGCUUGAGGGCCAACAAGGGCGACCUGCUUGGGCUGACUCACAUCUCUGCUUCAGUUUCAAUACUGAUCCACUCUCAGAGGAUAGUCUCUGAAGCCGAGACAGUAGUGAAGAGCUACAGCGGGACUAGGAGACAUCUGGAGCUAAAGGCUGAGCAGCUUGAAGAAGAUGUGAACACAAUCCGAGACGACCUGGACCAGCUUUCAUACCAGGCCCUUCAAAUAUUCUCCCGUGGGGAUGAAGCCCUUCAGAGUCAGAAUGGACCAAAAACGGAGGCCAAGGUUUUACUCGGCCACGCUAAGUCUGUCGUGGCGUCAUUACGAGAUUUAAUAAAACAACCAAACCAGGCUGCAGCUGCCAUCAGGAUGGGCGGAAGAGACGGGGCGGUCUUGAUGGAAGAGGCUCACCGGCUCGUGGAGGAAAUGAGCCGCCGGGGCUGCGUAGAGGCGACGACCGGGGCCCGAUCCCACGGCCAGAACAAGAAAUUGAUUGACGCCAUAACCAAGAUGGCCGCCGCGAGACCUAAUCAGCAGACUGUGAACCAGACUGCAGACUCUCUGAUGGCCUCACAGGCUCUUCUCAGACACGUGACUGAUCUUCUGUCAGGUGCAAAGGUCGCAGUAAGAAGAGCAAAACGUGUUCAUUUGACGAGUGCUACAACCCGACACCUGCAGCAUGGUCACGAUCAAACCGCAACGGAGACACGUUCCCUCCGUGCAGUGACUGAAAGCACAAGAAGACAUCAGUUAGAAAACAUCGCCGCCAUCUUUUUAAAGCUGCUGGACGCCAAACACGGCUUUGAGAAGGAUGCGGCUCAGUUAGACGCCGCCAAGCAGCAGCUGCGAAAGAGUCUCAAUAACAUCUUCCCUGUCGUGGCCAAGAUGGAGAUCAUCGUCGAGGCUGAGGAGCACGCACGGGUGCUCAGCAGAUUGGCCACAGACAUGCAAAAAAUGCUUCCCAUUCCCACGUUCAACACCACAAAGCAGCCGAACGAACCCAGCGUGUUAAACAGCAUCAUGACUUAUAUGGAGGACGCCACAAUUGCUGCUAAUCGGUCCAACAUGGCUGCCGACGAAGCAUUACAGGAUGUGCUGCGGGACGGUCUGCUCUUGACAACGGAGGCACUGAGUGAUAAUUCGACUCACUUGUGGACUGCGGCCAACCACACUCAUAAAGACUUCAGAAAGUUCUCACAGUCACUGAACAUGCACAAGGAUGGUGUAAAACGACAGAAAGAAAAAGGUGAAUCUUUGCGAUUUGACAUCUCCCGAAUGAGCGAUGAACUCAAAAGGCUCAAAAGAGACGAAAUGAAUGCCCUCAUAGACUCAGCCAAAAGAGCAGCCUCCGCCACCAACGACACUGUCACACAUGUGACACACAGACUGAGGAAUAUCAGACAGGAAAUGGACAGAUUGACUUUGAACAACAGCGAUCUGGCUUUAAAUGACAUUUUAAAUAACACACAACAUGCCGUGAGGAGUUUGGAAACGGCGCUCCCGGUGGUGAGAGACAAGUUCGCCCAAGUGGAGGCCCUGGGAAAAACGUCACCAACUAGCGGCAACAUGACAGAAAACAUCCGCAGGAUCAAGGACCUGGUCCAGGAAACAAGGAGCUAUCUUAAUAGGCUCUCGCUCGCUACCCCCUUCAACGGGAAAGCUCACAUUGAGCUUCAUCCACCGAGCAACGGCGAAGACGUGAAGGCCUUCACGGCCGUCGAACUCCUCCUCAGCGUGGACAAAACAGCGGUGGAGCGCAGAAGAAAACGUCGGGACGAACGGCGAGACGACGACAUGUUUGUUUUGUACCUGGGCGGCGAGGACGGAUCGGGCGACUACAUAGGGAUGGCAAUCAGGCGCGGCGUGUUGAUUUGUGUCUACAACCUGGGCGGCCACGUCCACGAGGUGGCUACCAGUCCUAUAACAACGUUCACCGGCGCGUACGCUUCCAGUUUGGACCGCGUUGUUUUCCACAGAGUUUACCACGAUGCCGAAGUCAACAUUACAGCGAACUUCACGUCAGAGCGGCCCGUCCCUUACGCUCCCAAACGUCACCUUCCGAAUACCGUGAGCGGAAUCCUCGAUCUGGAUCCACAGCGCACGGUUUUCUACGUCGGCGGCUACCCUCCACAUUUCAACCCUCCCAAGCAUCUUCGCUACCCGAGGUACCGAGGCUACGUGAAACUGUCCUACAUCAACAACGAGCCACUUUGCCUUUACAACUACAAGCGCGCCGUCAACAUGCCGGAAGCUGGCGAGCGCGCUCUAAUGUUACCCAGCUCCGAGGUGUCCGACUACUACCGGGGAAACGGCUACCGCGAGGUUUUGGUGAAGGAGCCACACAAGAGGAGGAGACGCCUUUUUAAGUUUCACACAAACAGCCGGGACACUGACGCCUUGCUGUUCUACAUGGGCACGGAGGAGGCGUUUUGGUGCUUGCUGGUGGAGCGUGGCCACCUGGUACUUCAAGGUCAACACGCAGGAAUAAAGCAGCGAGCUCGGAGUGCUGACAAAGUGUCUCUUUUUGACAAACACCUGGCCAUCACCGUUGAGGAUACGAUCACGGUCCACUUCGAAGACAAGCGCAUCUCCAUUGAGCACGUUAAAGCUCUUUACAGGAGCUUUUACCUUGGCGGUGUGCCACAACACAUUAGAAACAGACACGAAAUCAGCGCUCCGCCGCUGAGGGGCUGCAUGGAUCAUGUGAGCGCUGAUGCCCAGAUUGUGGAGUACAACACGACAAUGGGUGUCAGUAAUGGCUGUCCCUUCGCACUGCUGGGGGUUCGCACGGCCACGCUGCAUUCGCCUCUUUCAGCUGACUGGCUUUUUGCACCGGAUCAACAGCGCUUGGCUCUUGGAUUCAGGAGCACACAUAAGCACGGCAUCAUUCUCAGGAGCAGCUCUCAGAGCCCCUUCCUGGGUCACAUUUCUCUUGACGACGGCUACCUUCAACUCAGCCUCGGCCAACACAACGUGAAGUCAUUGAAAAGAUACAACGACGGGAGCUGGCACUACUUGUGUGUGGCCCAGAUGCCGAGGCUGGAGGCCCAAAUUGACAACGCAGACGUCAUGUUCCGCGUUCUGAUUCGGGAGCCCGAGCUGAACCGAGGAGAAGAAUUCCAAGGCUGCAUCGCUAACAUUUACUCCAGGUCGGCACAGAGCUUUACACCCGUGGAUCUGAAUUCUCUGCCGCCAACGGGAGUUGGCGUUCUGGGUCAAUGCCGUCUCGGCUCAACCAGGCAAACUGGACGAUUAGCCACAGACGUGAGCAGACAGCUCCAGAUGCACAAACUCACUGUGGACCGAACAGACGGCGAGUGCGGACGUGAGCGAGCAUCCCCCCGCGGUUAUGAGCUCGCACAGGAAGACAGCUGGCUGGCAUACAAAUUGCCCAAGCAGGACCUUAAUUACAGGCCUCACUUCUCCCUGGACGUCAAGACCAAGUCCUCCAAGGGCCUCAUCCUCUUUGUCGAGGGCACGGGAGUGGUGCCCCUGCUAUUUCUGUACGUGACGAAUGGCAAGAUUAAGAUGUCUCUCGGGCCGAGCAGAGUCAUCCACCACAAGCUGAAGACAAACGACGGACACUGGCACAGAGUGCAAUGCAGUGUGGAGAGGAACACGUUCCAUCUUCUGGUAGAUGGAAUCCGCGUGAACGACGGCCAUUUGCCCAACGAUGAGGGCUUGUCCUUAAACUUCCACGGCCAUGUCUACCUGGGAGGCCACCUGGGGGCCACUAAUGGGCCUAAAAUCCUCUUGAAGAGCAUCUCGGGCUGUGUGCGGGACUUCAGAGUGAACGAUCAGCCGGUGGGCCACCCCGAGGGGGCCCGCGGGGUGUCGCCCUGCUCAGAUGGGCUCACGGAGAGGGGGACGUACUUUGGUGGUGGUCACGUCGUCUUAGGUUCGAUGCCAUAAAUCGGGGUGGUUUUGUGCUCAAGGGCCACAUAUGAUUUUCAAAACGGACUGGUCAUUUGUAGAUGAGAACAAAUAAAAAAGUAAAAUAUGUGACAUUUUUUUAACAGUAUUGCGUUGGUAGUAGCAUCUGGUGCCGAAGUGAGUUGAGGAGCUUCAUUUCGACAUAAGUUUAUUUUGUUUUAUGUAGUUUUCAGUAGUUGUCUAACCUUUUACACAAAGCACCAACUAAAAAAUUAUUUAGCUCUCCAAGUACCAGCAUAAUGAUCAACAUUAAAAUACAGUAGUUAGUAGGCCCAAGUGUUUAACAAGAAUGAGGCAAAGGUUUUAUUACUAAGAAGUAUAUUUAAUAUUAUUAAAAGCUAGUGUAACAUUAUGCACAGUUCAACACUGGACUUA